CCGAGCGAAUCCCUUAUCGAUUCGUAUAUAACACGAACUCCGAGUUCGCAACGCAGAAGUCGUAGAAUGCAAAGGCGCCAGUGGCCUCUCACUUGAAGCUUGCACUGUAAUGUCGCACGCUAUACAUCUUCUUCCGAACAACGUUUCUGGUUGUGGACGAUCAGAGGGCAGAUGCCUCUCAUUUUAUGGGAUUUCUGGAAGGACAGUGGUUUUACCUCCUUGCCUCUCUCGUGUUGAUUGCAAAAUACAUUUACAAGUAAAGAUCGGAUCUUUAAAAUGUGAUUCUAGGAGAGUCUCUUUUGUGUGUAAAGCAACUUCUGGGGGUAAUAGGAGAAAUCCAGAUUUCUCACGUCAAAGUAAACAUGGGUUCCGAGGCAGAAACAGACAAAAUGAAGAGAGAGAUAGCUUUGAUAGUCUUGAUGAUUCUGAGAUACUACCUUCAAAAAAUGGGCCAUUAUUCUCCCUCUCAAAUUCCCCUAAAUUUCAAGCUACUGCUGCCCCUGGACCCAGAGAGAAAGAAAUUGUUGAACUUUUCAGGAAAGUUCAGGCUCAACUUCGAGAGCGAGCAGCUGCUAAGGAGGAUAGGAAGAUUGAGACCUCCCAAGGACAAGGCAAAGCAAGUGAAACAGUGGAUUCCCUGCUUAAGUUAUUGAGGAAGCACUCUGUUGAACAGGGAAAGAGACAAAGCAGCACUUACAGCAGCCAAGAUUUCAAUUCAGACCAUGGAGAACUGAACGGAAAAUACAGUGAAGAUAAGAACACGAGUUUCUUUGAUUCAAGGAGCAAAGUGAGGGAUGAAGUCCAAGAACAUAAUAAUUCCUCUCCAUUAACCAGACCAGCAUCAAAUUUCCAGCGGAGGUCGCCAGUUCCACAAUCUAGAUAUCAGUCUGUUUAUUCCAGCGAGAGUGCUCUCAACACUGUAUCAUAUUCCAAUACAAGCGUGAGGAGAAAGAAAAAUCAGGUCGAAACACACCGUGAGCCUACAUACAAGCCUGUUGCUGACCCACAGCCUGAGGUGGCGCUUGGGCUGGAGUCAGAACCUGAAGCAGAGCCAGAGCCAGAGCUGGAGCCUGAGUCCAUUUAUCAAGAUGAGGAUAUUGCGGUAGCUGUACCAGAUAUUGUCUCUUCAGAUUUUGGUGAUGGUGAUAAUGAUGAAGAUGAAGAUGAAAAGGAAGAACAUCGGAUUGAAGAUGGAGAUCUAAAUGCAUUAAAGCUCCCAGAACUGAGGGCUCUUGCAAAGUCUCGUGGCGCGAAAGGGUUUUCAAAGAUGAAGAAGAGUGAGCUGGUAGACUUGCUAAGUGCUACCUCUGUCUGAUUGAUGUUGCGGGAAGACAGAGAACUAUCAACAGCAUACAUACUGAUAUAGGUUGUGAUGCACCUUUUCUUUUUCUUUUCUUUAAACUUCGACAGAUUUUUUUUGUCUGAAUCAUCUUCCUGUUAAACGUUCAGUGAAAUUUUGGAUUCAAAGUGUAGCUCUUUUGCCAUCUUCAAAAUUUUUCUUUUUUGGAAA
Molecule: messenger RNA, 1510 nt
Organism: Carica papaya (papaya)
Lineage: Eukaryota; Viridiplantae; Streptophyta; Magnoliopsida; Brassicales; Caricaceae
Product: rho-N domain-containing protein 1, chloroplastic-like
Biological process (GO): DNA-templated transcription termination
Source: RefSeq, a predicted model, not a curated record